AUGGCGGAAGAGGAGGGGCAGGAAGUCAUCUUCACGGAGAACACGGCGCCCGACCGUGAGAUUUGGGAUGAGAAGGGUGGCCUCAUCAAGAAGGGUGCCGCUGAGAUUGCUGAGCGAGACCAGGACCACGUGCCCGAAGUCAAGGUGCUGACCACACUCGGGAUGUUCGCUGUGCCGGUGACGGCUGAGACCACGAUCGGCGAGAUCCGUCAGAAGGUACAGGAGUGGAAGCCGGAGUACUCCCUAGAGCAGAUCGAGCUGGUCUGCAAGGACAAGGUGGCCCUGUGGAUCAAGGAGAAGAACGAAGAGACAGGAGAAUGGGAGAGUACGUUUUGGAAGAUGCUGGAAGAGUCCAAGUGCGAGGGGCAGGAAGUCAUCUUCACGGAGAACACGGCGCCCGACCGUGAGAUUUGGGAUGAGAAGGGUGGCCUCAUCAAGAAGGGUGCCGCUGAGAUUGCUGAGCGAGACCAGGACCACGUGCCCGAAGUCAAGGUGCUGACCACACUCGGGAUGUUCGCUGUGCCGGUGACGGCUGAGACCACGAUCGGCGAGAUCCGUCAGAAGGUACAGGAGUGGAAGCCGGAGUACUCCCUAGAGCAGAUCGAGCUGGUCUGCAAGGACAAGGACGCCUGGGGGCCUUUGUUCAACAAGACUUCCCGGCCACGUGAUGAUGACGAGACCGUUGAGUCACUGUGGAGUGAUUGGGACAUUCCCCGCCGCAUGAUGCAGGUGGCCCUGUGGAUCAAGGAGAAGAACGAAGAGACCGGAGAAUGGGAGAGUACGUUUUGGAAGAUGCUGGAAGAGUCCAAGUGCGACGAUUGGAGCUUCCAGGGCCACACGAACGCGCCUGCUAGUCCUUGCCGCGACAGCCGAUCUUACAACACGCCAAGUAAAGAGUGCCGGGCCGUUCUCCUUGAAGAGGUUGGCCCUGCGCGGGCCCGCCCCACGAACCACCAGCGCUCCCAGGCCAGUGAGGAAGCAGGCGAGAACGAGGCGGAGCCAGAGGGCGCCGAGCCCAACCAGGAGGCACCCGAGCCCUCCGGGCCCACAGGUGCCCACAUCAAGCAGGUCAUUUGGUUCAAGGAGUGCGGCUGCACAGGAAUGGAAAUCGAGGCGGUGAGCUUCCUGCGGGGUUUAGUCGCCAGGCUGGGGCCUGAGCGGGUGAAGACGAACCGAUGCGCGGAGACCUGCCAGUGGCCAGGCGAAGUCGCAAAGGCCCUCCAGGAAAUAUCGGUGGACGAGAGCAAGUUGCUUUCCGAGGUGAAGGGGCAGGGCUACAUGGUUGUCGUCCAUGCUGCUUACCUGGGUGUGCUGGCGACCCAGCAGGAAGUUGUGCAGAAGCUCCUGUGGGUAUGGCGUGGCAAAAAGUCUAUCCCCUGCAAUGCAGGGCAAGUGCCGGGGCGGCAGAUGCAGCUCUGGUCCGAAGUCAUCUCCAAGGAGGCCAAGGACCAUCCAAGCCACGCGCUGAACACGCACCCGACCCUCCGACGCAGCCACCUGGAGCCGCCCGGGAAUCCCAAGGAGUUCUUCAACAACUCCUGGUGUGCCAUUGGAAGAAGUUACCACCAAGCAGCCGGCGUUCCAUCGCCCUUCGUUGAGAUGUCUAGACGUUACAUGGGCGUUCAACAGCCCUACUCACGCCCGGACUCGCGACCGGCCUCCCGCCCGGCCACCGGCAACGGCUUCGGCAUCAGCGCACCCCCGGCGGACUUGCCACUGCGGCCAGCGACUGGCAGUGUCCAGUCCUUCCGCUCGCAGCGCUCCAGGUCCUCCUCGCGGGGUGCCAUGCCCCGCUUGGCCUGA
Symbiodinium natans is the source of this 1803-nucleotide messenger RNA. NCBI's taxonomy places the organism in Eukaryota, Dinophyceae, Suessiales, Symbiodiniaceae. The record is from the annotation of a GenBank genome assembly.